AUGACUCAAAACACUGUCGUACACAGGGGCGUAGGAACCGGGGGGGGGGCAGGGGGGCCUUGGCCCCCCAAGUUUUGGCAAGUGCCCUUUUUCCGGAAGCAAAGUGCCCUUUUUGUGCGUGAAAAUUUUUCAUUAAAAUUGUAUUUUUAGCCCAAGGUGCACUUUUGUAAACUUCAAUGUACGUUAUUUCCUGAAAAAUGUUAAAAAUUGCGGAAAAAAAUCAUAUAUCCGGAAAAUUUUGUUUGUAUUCCGGUAUCCUGAGGGCACAUGUCGUACCCAGACUGCGCGCGGUUCCUAUGAUAUUAACCUUGGUUACUAUGUAACCUCAUACUGACCGAAAUUUUUUUGGCGACGGGGGGGGGUCGCCAACAAAAAUUUUGGAGAUGCCCUUUUUUUUCGAAAAGUGCCCCUCAAAGCCUGCCCCCCCCCAACUUUUGGAAGGUUCCUACGCCCCUGGUUGUACACUUUGUCAAAAAUACAGUAAGAACAAAUCCCAAAAUUGUGCCCAGUUUGCAAUUUUAUUAUAGGGUUUUUAUUAUUUUUAUUUUAUAAUAAAGUUUUGUAUGUUUUCUGUCUUGUAUGUAGGGUACACCUGGUGAACGUGGUGAUGCUGGAGCGAAAGGUGAUAAUGGCCCACCAGGCCCACCUGGACCUGGUGGCGUUGUUGAUGUAAGUUAAUUAUCGAUAGUAAUCUAAGUAUCGUUUAGUAAAAUCUUUAAACUUUGGUUUUUAUCGUGCAUGCAUGCAUGUAUAACAGUGCCGUAGCAAGCUCGAUAAUUGUGGCUCAUAUUCAUAUAUUCGUGUUCACAGACCAUAAAAACAAUCGAUUUCAAAAGAAAUUAAUAACACAGAACACGAAUAUAUGAAUAUGAGCCCCUCCCCCAAUUAUCGAGCUUGCUACGGCACUGUAUAAGCAAAUUGUUGACAAUACAUACAAGCAAUUUCAACUUGUUAAGAAAGCCUGUCAAGGAAAGAUGAUUUGUGAAGGAAACGUUUGGAUUUGAUUUCUCAUCUUCUUAAAAGUAUAAAAUGUUUCUUUCAACAUGAAUAAUUUCACAUGUGUUUUAAAUAAUUAAUGUUCAUGUUUUUUCUACUGACUACUAUAGUUAGUGUGCUAAUUUUAACUUGUGAUCCAGAGUAAAUGAUCAGUAUUCAUAAAUAUUUCCCCAAUAUGUCUCGCUUUUGAAAUAAGAUAUACUUUCUAUGAAGCAAGAACAUUUUCCAAUUCAAAAACUCCUAAGUGUGAAUUUAAUGUUUUGUCUUUUGAAAACAUUUUUUUAUUAGUUUUCCCAGAGCUUCUGAUAUAGAGAAGAAUAACAGGGAGCAUAUUUAAGUGCAUUGCAUAAUGUUAAUUCUUAAGGGGCAGAUGCCAUAUUUUUCGUAAGAGGAAUGCAAAAGCAUUUUCAGUUAGGAGGAAAUGUGUGUGGUUAUAAUAACACUUCAUUUAAUUUUUUAGCCUGACGAUACACGUGGAAAAGGUCCUGGACCUAAUCAAUAUCAAUACAUUCCUGGCCCAGCUGGUCCAGCAGUAAGUUAACCACAGUUCCUGUUUUAGUGACUGAAAUGAUAAUCGGAAACUGUAUUAGGCCAAUCAUUGCAUUGGUAUACAAUCAGAAUUGGCAACAGUUUCUUCAUUUCUUGAUUGUAUAUAACUCGUCAAUGUGGAAAUACAAUAACAUUUGGGGUUCCCAAUAGAAUUCAGAGUAUGAGGGUUUUUGGAAGACGUAUUGUAGGCAGAUAUGUAGUGCAGAAGCUAUCACUCCCCUUGGGAUGGAUCUGAGGGUGUCUCCCUGUGCCAGACUUUGCUAUGCGCAUGGGAGAUAUUCCAUGCGCAUUUUUCAAGCUGAUGUGCACAUUCCUGCAACCUUCCGAAACCAGGCACAAUCCGUGCUCAUUCUGCAUGGUCCAUGCUCAUUCGAACAUUUCUACCUAUUGUAUUACUUAACUGUCAGUAAUAUAAUGGCUACUGAGUGAACAAUAUCACAACAUUAUAUAACAUUUACAGAACUAGUAUAUUUCGAUGCUGAAUUGAUAUAAAUGAGUAUGUUUAUGAUAUUCAGAAUAAAUUAAGUUCCUAAUUUCCUGUCCUCUAUUGAACCUGACCGCGUAGCUCAGUUACAAGAGAGUAGAGCUAGCAUUUCGAAGGACCCACAGGUUCAAAACACAACCUCAACAGUCAAAAUUUUUUGCUUGCAUAUAGUUUUAGCUCAUUCACUCAGAGUAUUUAUACACACAGGUGUGCUCCCACCAUGCGCAUGUGAUGGCAAUGGCAGAGUGCAGUAGAUAGAGCAAAUAGACAAAUAGUAUAGUUUUUUAACCCGAAAAGUUGCCACUACAAAUAUAUAUACUCAAUACAACUGCAUAUUGUAAAGAAAUGAUAAUACGUUUCAAAAAGCAGCCGUGUGUUUACACUUCAUUAAAUGUAAACAACCAAUCAUUCGAAGUCGUGAAUGCAGCAAAACUCCUUGGAGUAACUAUUACACAAGAUCUCAAGUGGAACACGCACGUCGAGAACAUCUUCGAACGGAAAGCUGCUAAGCGUAUUUAUUUGCUAAGACAACUCAAACAAGCUGAUGUAGAUUCCAAAUCGUUAAUUAGAUUUUACUGGUCUUGUAUAAGAUCAGUACUCGAGUAUGCUUGUCAGGCGUUUCAUACUAGUUUAACGCAGUAUUUAUCAAAUGAUAUAGAGCAUGUUCAGAAAAGAGCCUUGCGUAUUAUUUAUCAAGAUUUGAGUUAUACAGGAAACUUAAAAAGAGCAGAACUGGAAACCUUGCAUGACAGACGGACUAUGCUGUGUGAUAAGCUGUUUUCAAAUGUUAUUACGAACCCACAACAUAAAUUGGCUGAAUUGCUACCAACCAAAAAUAUAAACUCAUAUGGCCUGAGAAACAAUAGAAAGUUUAACGUUAAGCGGACAAAGACAAAUAGAUUUAAUAAUAGUUUUAUAAUACAUCAAGCUGCAAAGUUAUAGAUUUAUUGACUAUUGUAAAUAAGAAUAAUAAUUUUAAUGUAAAUAACUACUAAUUGUAAUGUAAUUAACUACUUUUAUCAUUAAUUUUAAUGUAAUUAACUACUUUUAUCACUGUAAUUCAGUCCUCGGACUGCAAUGGUUGAUUUAUAUUAAACGAUUUUAUUAUUAUUAUUAUUAUUUAUUGCUUGAAAAUAGCGAAAUAGAAAUUUCCUCUAGGAUAACUAUACACUGUAUUUUUUUCGGCUCAGCCAAUUAAGAAAUUAACAUUCUUUGCAAUGCACUUUUCACUUUCUCUUUGUUUAGGGUCCACCUGGUCCCCCAGGACAACCUGGUCCACCUGGACGAGAGGUACAGUAACAUAAACAUGUAUUGUAUAUACUUUGCCUCGUAGGCAUAUGGGAGGGGGGAAAUCAGGGGAGGAGUGGGGUGGCAGAAAGAAAUGUGCAUGAUGUUUUUGCAUUAUGCCUAACUUGCAACAUUCUUGUCAAGCCUCUGAUAUAGAGAAGAAUAACAGGGAUGAUCCUGCCAGUUAUUCCACAUACAUAAUAAAACGUGGCUAAAAUAGCACAAGAAGACUGGAAUCCCUUCACAUGAUCUAAGCCAACCGGGAUGCAAAUAACAUCAUUUUAUAGCAAAAGUCUUUUAUAAAUUCCAUGGUUAAUUCCAUUGAAAAAAAUAAUAAAAUACCAAUGAAAUGUAUUUUUUAUUUUCUCCAUUUUAGGGUGAUAGAGGUGACUCAGGUGCUUCUGGAGAACCUGGUGCUGCUGGAGAUGCUGUAUGUAACAUAGUUGACUACCAUUUAUCCAGAGAAUGUAUCUAUAUACUGUAUAGUCCUUAGAUUGAAUGCAUGAACACACUUUCAGGAUCCAGGGGUCGAAAUUUAAAUUUUUUUGUACUAUACAGCCGGAAUAUUAGAUUUUUAUAUUUACUAUUCCGUCUGAAGAUCCACUAUUCCUUAAUGUACCGUUUCUGAUUUUCAUGAAAUCAUCCUUGAGACUCCUAAAGUGAACUGAAUAAUUGAAUAACAAAAAAUAAACAUGUACAGUGCAUUGCUCUGUACAGUGUCAACAGUGAUGAACAAAUUAUUAAUAAAAAACAAAGUUCAAACACUGAAUUGAACUUGCGAACUUUGUUGCGAAGUUUGCGCCCAAUUUCCGAACUUGGAAACGUAAUUGGCAAGUUCGCAACGAACUUGGGAACCGCGCGUUGAAAAGUGACUUGAAAACGACAAUAAUAUUGCUGCAAAGAAAUUAGAAUACGCAAGUACUGCAAGCGAAUAAGAACUUAGCUACGAAGUGGAACAGUGGCUCAAAGUCUGGUAUAAAGUGAUUUUUUAUGAGAUCAGGAAAACCCUUGCUUGUCGAUAUUUGGUACCACAAUUUUUUCUACUAUACAAACGGAAUACUGUGAUCAUGAAGUUUACUAUUCCGUCAUGCAUUUUAGUAUAUUCGGAAUAGCGGAAUAGUGGGAAUUUCGACCCCUGGGAUCACAGCAAGUAGAAAACUUACUGCACAAUUGCUUUAUAUAAACAAUUGCUCCUCUAUAAACACCUGUUGAGGCAUUCGUUUCGUCAAAGGGCAGCAAAUUAUAGAACUGUAGUAGUUUCAAAGUAAUUAACAUGAAAAUGAAAGAUCAAACUUUUUUUUAUAUUCCAAAUAAUAUAUAAACACGAUUAAACGUACAUCAAGUCAUAAUUCCAACUUUUGGGCCAUUGCACUAAUAAAAAACGUACAUACUGUUCAACAUGUGAGGGAGUCCAGAGUAGGACGGAAGUACAGUAAAAUUUAGGGAAAACAAAAGUAAUCAAAAUAUACUGCAUCAACCUUGAAUUACUGUACUCUGUAGUACUAGUGGGAGAUUCCAGAGAACAAGUACAUUAAAACUCACUUUUAAUCCCUGUUGGCUUGAUGGGUAGAGAGCAGCAGUCUAAAGACCUGAAGAUGAAGUUCGAAUCUCGUUCUAGACAACAAAUUACAUAUACGUUGUUCUUAGCAUGUCAGAAUUCAUAACAUUAUUUUUAUGAUUUGUAAAAUCUCAUUUUAGGGGCAAGCGGGUUUAAAAGGAGUGACAGGCCGUGAUGGAACAUCUGGAGAUAGAGUAUGUAUCUAUUUAUUAAUGGAUUAAGUUAAUAUAUCAAAUGCUCUCCCAGCUGUAGAAGUACAAGGUAAUCUACUGUAGCUGUAUUGUGUUGAAUAUUAGAAGGGACAAAGAAGUGCUCUUCCCACAUAUCACCAUAACAAAUUAAAGAACUUAAAUACUCUACAUGUAUAUACUGUACUUCAGACAUUUUAAUUCUAUUUAAAUCUAGGGCCCUGAUGGAGAUCCAGGUUCUGAGGGUGAAUCUGGUAUACAAGGACCUCAGGUAUGAUACAGUACAACUACAAUGGCAAAGCUAGCUACCGGUCAUGCUAUGACCAGUUUCUAUAUCUAGCUUUGCCACUAGCACUGUGUAUUUAUGUUUUGCAGAAAAUAGAUCUAAGUAAGUGUAUCUUUGGUAUAUUACGUAUAUGCAAUAAUAAUCUUAAUUGUAUUAUCAAUUUUUGUUUGUUGUAAUUUUGCUUCGGUUAAUUGCGUCUGGUUGUUUGUAUGUGUGGUCUCGUCACUUUCAUGCGGCUUUAUUUACUUUUAGUUUUAUACCUUUGGAAGCUAGCUCAUUUUCGACCAAUUAUGCGCAGUUCUACUGUCACGACUUACGAUGCGAGUAACUAUGUUAGUUUGUUAAGAGUGUUCAAUGUAACUAUACUGUAGGUUAUUUUAAUAUUUUAUGAUGGAAAUCAAGCAUCAAAGCCAACGCUUUUUUAUUUUAUUUUGAACUUGAAAAAUUCCCAAGGCAAGCAGUAUUUUUAGUAAAUAAUUCACAGUUUUAAAUACGUUUGGCUCUGUGAAAAUCAUUCGGCAGAUUCACCAGUUCAAGGGAACAGCCAAGUGUCUUGUAUCUGAUAAAGUAUGGACUGCGAGUGUUUCAAAAUGGCUUAAAAACGACCCAUUGUGGCGUAAUUUUAAGAAUUAACGUAAUGUCUAAGCCAAGAAAAUCAAAGCUAGUUUCUUUCGUUAUUUGAUUGGUGACGGUGUAGGGUGUUAUAUUUUGUUUUAUAUACAAUAGUUGGAUUCAUGAUAAAGAUUGAAAAGAUAUAUUUUUUACACUUAAAUAAGAGAAUGUUAAAACUUAAAUAAGAGAAUGCUCACGUUUUAACAACAAGAUAAGUUUUAACAACAUCUUAUCAGCUGCUGUCGCUGACCAUUUAUGCUGAUGUACUAACUCUGUUAAUUAUUACAACUUCCUUAUAAACGAAAAACAAAAAAGUGAAUUUAGUAAAUGUUUCUAAGUAUUUAGUAAAGUUCCUAAUUCAUUACUUUAAAUAAAUGUACUAUGUGUCAUUAAAACUUGCAUACAAUUUUUCUAAGAAACCCUUGCCAUACAACUUCAACCUUGUUAAUUUCGUAUGUCGAGAUUUCCAUGCUUGAACACUGUGAAGGAGACGUAACAUACACAUGUGGUUAGAAAUUUCCCUCCAGUUCCCAACUGAAUUCAUUCAAGACGGGUUUUUUUUUAAAAAAUUCAUUCCAUUUCUGGAAUGCAGCAUCGAUUCUUGUGUGGACAGAUGAUGACAUGUCCUCAGAGUCACUGAUGGUGUAUCCAAGAUACUUGGAACUCCUGGUGUUCUUUAUUUUCUUUCCUCCAAUACUGAUCAGAUUGAAUACCGUUGUUUCCGCCUUAUAUAUGGCAUCUGCAUUCAGAACCGUUUAAACGUUCUGUCAUAGGGGAUGGGCUAUUGGAUUGCAAUCUAA
Messenger RNA from Paramuricea clavata, 6760 nucleotides. The record is from the annotation of a GenBank genome assembly. Lineage: Eukaryota; Metazoa; Cnidaria; Anthozoa; Malacalcyonacea; Plexauridae.